AUGUCCGAAGAAAAUACUGCAGUAGCAGGAUUAGUUAAUCUCCUUGCCGCAAUGUUUGAUGGACCUGCUCCAGGAACAGGUAUUAAACCAUUAGUUACAUUUGCCAAAAAUUUAAUGGGGGAUGAACUUCCACCAGCACUUAUUGAAUUUAAUAUUGGAUAUCAAAAUAAUUUAUUUGGAGGUUAUCCAGGUUCAAAAGAUGAAGUGCCAUCGAUUAUAUUUGCCGCUAUAUUUGGAGUCAUUAUGUUAAUACAUGCACUUAUCUUAAUAAUUAAUUCGUCAAGAGGUCAUUAUUUCUGGAUUUCAUAUGUUUGGGUGUUUUAUUGUAUUUGUAAAGUCAUUGGAUUUGCCCUUAGAGCAAAAUGGGCAACUAAUGCUACUUUGGUUGAUUUGGGUUUAACAAGUGAAGUGUUUUUAAUUGUUCCUGCUAUUAUUCUUGUAUCAGCUAAUUUAAUUUUAGCACAAAGAUUAUUUACAUGGAGACAUCCAGUUGGUGGUUCACGUAAAUUAUUUUGGGGAUUUAUGUUUACCUUAUAUGGAUUUGUUUUAAUUUUAAUUGGAAUUACUAUUGCUGCUUCAUUUGUUCCAUAUUUGAAUUUCCUUUCUCAAUCAAGUUAUGAUAGUUGGGUUAAAGUGGUUCAAUUCACUUCUGUUUGUGUUUUGGCAUAUUCAUUAACUUCGGUUGCUUUAAUUGGACUUUCAUUCUGGUUACCUACUUCCAAAGAUGAAAAUUUAUAUACUUAUCAACCAUGGUGGAUUGAAAGUUUUGCUCCAUUUUAUUUCGUGGAAAAGAAUGCAUCGCAAAAGGCAGAAGCAGGGUUCAUGAAGAGAAAUUCUAAUCAUCGUCAUGCAAUUAGAGUAAUUGCUGCUACCCAUCAUCAUUAUAAAGUCGUUAAAGGUGUAAGUAAUCAAAGAGGUGAUUUAAAACAUAAUGUUUCAAUCAUGAUUUUAAUUGCUACUACUAUUUUAAUCUUUAUUGGAGCAAUUGGUAGAGCCAUUGUUGUUUUCCAAUAUAGAUAUAAUAAAGAUGCCUCAAAGGCUGCAGAACCUUGGUUCAUGUAUAUUUGUUGGGGUAUUUUUGAAAUCAUCAUUAAUUUCAUUUACAUCAUUGGAAGAGUUGAUUUAAGAUUCUACCGUCCUGAUAUCUUACCACAAGCAGUUCGUGCAAUUGUUACUGCCGAACAAACUUAUUAUCCAAGUUCCGAUGAAGAGGAAGAAGGUUUCCAUAGAGAUAGACCAGAAACUUAUCAUGUCUUGAAAGAAAAGAAUCCAAAUCCAAAUGAAGUAAUUAACAUUCAAGCACAAGGUGUUACUUCUGUGCCUCCACAACAACGUCGUCCUGCUGAUCACGAUGGAUUUGAAUCGGGUGAUUGGGAAUUUGCAAGUCCUGUUGGUAAGAUUAGUGCUACUUCUAGUGAAUCUAAAAAUGCGGCUGCUCCAGAAAAUGAUAAGACCGCUCAUGACUUUAAGUUUUAA
Hemisphaericaspora subhashii is the source of this 1476-nucleotide messenger RNA. Its product is annotated as DUF3112 domain-containing protein. The record is from RefSeq and is a predicted model, not a curated record. Lineage: Eukaryota; Fungi; Ascomycota; Pichiomycetes; Serinales; Debaryomycetaceae. The coding region runs from base 1 to 1476 and encodes 491 amino acids. The transcript has a single exon.